GUGAAUCAGUCUUAUUGGUAUUCAAAAGGCGAGCCGUGACUUGAAAAAAAAUCCACGCUUCACCGCAUAGUGAGAUAUAAGAAUCAAGGUUCUCGUCGCAAUUGUGCAAAUUUAAUAAUCUCGCGCUCGUGCGCGAGAAUCACGCGUGCAUUCAGUCGAUGGACGAUAAACUCUUUAAUGACUUGAUGUAGCUGGAGAAGACUCGAAAAAGCUGCCCUCGAUUGUGUGCAAGGAUAAUCAAGACAUUAGUACUUCUGGGAAGAGAGUUAUGUUAAUAUCUUUGUUGGUGAAUUUACUCAUAUUGACGAAAAUAUCGGUCUAAUUUACAUAUUAGAGUUGAUAUACAAUUUGUUAUCAUGGCUCCCAAAUAUUCAGUGAAUACUGGUGAUGAUAAUCUAGAUGCUAAGAUCACCGAAUGGCUGCAAUGGAACAAGGAUCCAAAAGCAGAAGAUGAAAUUUCUAAACAUUUGAAUAAUGGAGAUAUUAAAAUAUUAUCAAAGUUGUUUCUCAAGAGACUCGAAUUUGGGACUGCUGGUCUCAGAGGCUAUAUGGGACCAGGUUACAGCCAAAUGAAUGACUUAGUUAUUGUGCAGACUGGUCAAGGAUUAACAAAAUAUUUGAUGGAUACAAUAUCUGAUGUGACUGAGCAAGGCGUUGUAGUAGGAUAUGAUGGUCGUUACAAUAGCAAGAGGUUUGCAGAAUUAACUACUGCAAUCUUCAUAACCAAUGGCAUCAAGGUGUACUUAUUUCGUAAAGUCUGUCCUACACCAUUUAUACCAUACACUAUAUUGAAAUAUAAGUGUGCAGCAGGCAUCAUGGUCACUGCUUCUCACAAUCCGAAAGAUGACAAUGGAUAUAAGGUUUAUUGGCAAAAUGGUGCACAAAUCAUUUCGCCACAUGAUAAAAAGAUUCAAAGCUAUAUUCUAAAUAAUCUCGAGCCACUUGAAUCUUCAUGGGAUAUAAGUAAAAUUUAUGAAAGUCCUCUUAAUAUGGAUCCAACGACAUAUAUUGCAGAAUGUUAUUACAAAGAUCUGCAGGAUAAUAUUCUGUAUCCUGAACUUAAUGGAAAUACCACAUUGAAAUUUACAUACACUGCCAUGCAUGGUGUUGGAUAUGAUUACAUGAAAUCUGCAUUUAAUGUUGCAAACUUUAAGCCGUUUUUGGUAGUCGAGGAACAAAAAUUGCCAGAUCCAGAAUUUCCCACAGUGAAAUACCCAAAUCCAGAAGAAGGAAAAAGUGCUCUUGAUCUCAGUAUAAAACUAGCGAAUAAUAGCGGUUCGUCUAUUAUACUUGCUAAUGAUCCUGAUGCCGAUAGACUUGCAUGCGCGACAAAGACAAAGAGCGGAGAGUGGCAUGUGUUCUCGGGAAAUGAACUUGGCGCAUUACUGGGUUGGUGGAUGAUGCACACUCAUCGAGUAUCAAAUCCUCAAGCUGAUUUGAGCAAUGCAUAUAUGUUAGCAUCAACUGUUUCUAGCAAGAUUCUAGCUUCGAUGGCUAAGAAGGAAGGUUUUAACUUUGAGGAAACCUUAACAGGUUUUAAAUGGAUGGGUAAUAAAACUGUAGAGCUAAUGAAGGAAGGUAAGGAUGUACUCUUCGCAUAUGAAGAAGCUAUAGGUUUCAUGUGUGGCACGAAAGUAUUAGAUAAGGACGGUAUCAGCGCCGGUGUACGCGUAGCUGAAUUAUCAGCCUAUCUUGAGAUGUUAGGCUUGACCUUGUCUGAUAAAUUACAGGAAAUAUAUAUAGAAUACGGCCAUCACAUUAGUGACAAUUCCUAUUGGAUAUGUCACGAACCGAACACCAUCAAGGCAAUAUUUGAGCGAUUGAGAAAUUAUCAUGGCAAACCGAAUACAUAUCCAACCGGAAUAUUGGAGGGAAAAUAUCUAAUUACUGGCAUUCGAGACUUAACAACCGGAUAUGACAAUACAAAACUUGACAAUAAAGCAGCUCUUCCUGUAUCAAAGUCUAGCCAAAUGAUUACAUUUACAUUUAAAAAUGGUUUAGUCACUACAUUGAGAACCAGUGGGACAGAACCUAAAAUAAAAUAUUACAAUGAAUUAUGCGCAUCGCCCGAGGAAAAGGAUUUAAACAAGUUGAAGAAUAUACUCAGUGAGAUGGUGUCAGCUAUUAUAACAGAGUUUCUUCAGCCUGAAUUUAAUGCACUUGUUCCUCGUGAGACAUAAAACAUAAUAAUUAUGACUCUUCAAAAGUUUUACGAUGUAUGUUACAUAAUAAUCAUUCAGCUGUCAAUGUGUCAUACAGUCUAUAAUUACAAGUACUGUGCUAUAAUAGAAUUCUAAACAUUUCAUGUUGGAUUUAUAUAAACAUAUAUGAAUAUUAUAUAUUUUGUUAUAUUAAUAUAUUUAUGAUACGUUCGUGCACGAUAUAUAAUAAGUUAAAUUUUGCAAAAAAUAGAAGUAAUUUUAUAUUCAGUGAUUGUUCAAAUGGCUGUGUAUUAUUUUAUCUGUUUAUUAUUAAAAUUGACAAAUACUUGAUUUAAGAUUCUGGUAUUUAUCGUGUGUAUCAUUAAUAUUUAAUUAUUUCUGUAAUUAACUGGAAUUAUUUAGCAAUUAUAGUAAUAUUUUAAAAUAUGUUUAUUGGUCAUCCUAAUGAAUAAUGAACUACAGUCAUCUGAUACGAAAAUUAAUUUGAUGAAUUAUAAUGUAUUAAUUUCUUUUACAAUUUUUUUCAUAAAAAUGUAGAAUAUAUCGAGAAAUAUAGCAGUUAAAAUUUAAGCAAAUGUAUGUGUGUGUGUGUGUAAUGUAGAAGCAAUUAUCACACAAUUAAUAACAGUUUAAUAAAAAAUAAUAGUUCAGUAAUAGUUUAAUUUAAA
Molecule: messenger RNA, 2830 nt
Organism: Odontomachus brunneus
Lineage: Eukaryota; Metazoa; Arthropoda; Insecta; Hymenoptera; Formicidae
Gene: Pgm2a
Product: phosphoglucomutase-2
Exons: 11
Coding region: 357-2180 (607 amino acids)
Biological process (GO): carbohydrate metabolic process; purine ribonucleoside salvage
Molecular function (GO): phosphopentomutase activity; magnesium ion binding
Source: RefSeq, a predicted model, not a curated record